This is a messenger RNA of Fraxinus pennsylvanica, 864 nucleotides long. NCBI's taxonomy places the organism in Eukaryota, Viridiplantae, Streptophyta, Magnoliopsida, Lamiales, Oleaceae. The record is from the annotation of a GenBank genome assembly.
AUGGCUUCACUUCAAGAAAGUUUGACUAAAUUCAAGAAACAACAAGAGAAGUGCCAGUCAACUCUUACCAGCAUUGCAGCUAAAGCAGGAUCUUCUAAAGCAGCUUCUUUAAAAUCCACAUCCUCAAGCACGUCAUCUUCAGCGAAUGCAAAGUCUCCAACUCCUGUUAAAUUCUCAAAUGAUACAGAACGGCUUCAACAUAUAAACAGCAUUAGGAAAGCCCCUGUUGGGGCUCAAAUCAAACGUGUUAUUGAUUUGCUUUUUGAGACAAGGCAAGCCUUUACGCCCGAGCAAAUAAACGAUGCAUGCUAUGUGGAUACGAAUGCUAACAAAGCUGUCUUUGACAGUUUAAGAAACAAUCCAAAAGUGAAUUAUGACGGGAAGCGAUUCUCUUACAAGUCUAAACACGAUUUGAAAGAUAAGAAGCAGCUUCUUGUCUUGAUACGAAAACUUCCUGAGGGUGUUGCUGUUAUUGAUCUCAAGGAUUCAUAUCCAAAUGUCAUGGAAGACUUACAGUCUUUGAAAGCUUCGGGCCAAAUUUGGCUACUAUCAAACUUCGACUCACAGGAGGACAUAGCAUAUCCAAACGAUCCCCGAGCAGUUAUUAAAGUUGAUGACGAUCUGAAACAAUUAUUCCGGGGGAUUGAACUCCCACGUGAUAUGAUUGACAUUGAAAAAGAUCUUCAGAAGAAUGGAAUGAAGCCAGCUACAAACACUGCUAAGAGGAGGGCCAAGGCACAGGUCCAUGGCAUUGCUCCCAAGCCCAAGACAAAGAAGAAGAAGCACGAAAUUAGCAAGAGGACCAGACUUACCAAUGCCCAUCUUCCGGAACUCUUCCAACACCUCAAUGUCCCUGGCUCUUGA